UUGCGCAGUAGUGCUAGCGGCUUCGCGGUUCGGUCCUCCGACCCGGCAGCCGCCACUGGUGCUGAGCUGCUAGGAGGCCCGUGUCGGCGAGCUCGUUGGAGCUUGAACCCAUUGUCACCCCUCCGACACACCGGCAAAAAAAAAAAAAAAAAAUGGUUGAAGCAGAUCGCCCAGGAAAGCUCUUCAUUGGUGGGCUUAAUACGGAAACAAAUGAGAAAGCUCUUGAAGCAGUAUUUGGCAAAUAUGGAUGAAUAGUGGAAGUACUCUUGAUGAAAGACCAGGAAACCAGCAAAUCAAGAGGAUUUGUUUUUGUCACCUUUGAAAGCCCAGCAGAUGCUAAGGAUGCAGCCAGAGACAUGAAUGGAAAGUCAUUAGAUGGAAAAGCCAUCAAAGUGGAACAAGCCACCAAACCAUCAUUUGAAAGUGGUAGACGUGGACUGCCUCCACCUCCAAGAAGUAGAGGCCCCCCAAGAGGUCUUAGAGGUGGAAGUGGAGGAACCAGGGGACCUCCCUCACGGGGAGGACACAUGGAUGACGGUGGAUGUUCCAUGAAUUUUAACAUGAGUUCUUCCAGGGGACCACUCCCAGUAAAAAGAGGACCACCACCAAGAAGUGGGGGUCCUCCUCCCAAGAGAUCUGCACCUUCAGGACCAGUUCUCAGUAGCAGUGGAAUGGGAGGGAGAGCUCCUGUAUCACAUGGAAGAGAUAGUUACGGAGGUCCACCUCGAAGGGAGCCACUGCCCUCUUGUAGAGAUGUUUAUUUGUCCCCAAGAGAUGAUGGGUAUUCUACUAAAGACAUCUAUUCAAGCAGAGAUUACCCAAGUUCUCGUGAUACUAGAGAUUAUGCACCACCACCACGAGAUUAUACUUACCGUGAUUAUGGUCAUUCCAGUUCACGUGAUGACUGUCCAUCAAGAGGCUAUAGCGAUAGAGAUGGAUAUAGUGAUCGUGACUAUUCAGAUCAUCCAAGUGGAGGUUCCUACAGAGAUUCAUAUGAGAGUUAUGGUAACUCACGUAGUGCUCCACCUACACGAGGGCGCCCGCCAUCUUAUGGUGGAAGCAGUCGCUAUGAUGAUUACAGCAGCUCACGUGACGGAUAUGGUGGAAGUCGAGACAGUUACCCAAGCAGCCAAAGUGAUCUCUACCCAAGUGGUCGUGAUCGGGUUGGCAGGCAAGAAAGAGGGCUUCCCCCUUCUAUGGAAAAGGGGUACCCUCCUCCACGUGACUCCUACAGCAGUUCAAGCCACAGAGCACCAAGAGGUGGUGGCCAUGGAGGAAGCCGAUCUGAUAGAGGGGGAGGCAGAAGCAGAUACUAG
Molecule: messenger RNA, 1316 nt
Organism: Rhinopithecus roxellana (golden snub-nosed monkey)
Lineage: Eukaryota; Metazoa; Chordata; Mammalia; Primates; Cercopithecidae
Product: RNA-binding motif protein, X chromosome-like
Exons: 1
Biological process (GO): positive regulation of mRNA splicing, via spliceosome
Cellular component (GO): spliceosomal complex
Molecular function (GO): RNA binding
Source: RefSeq, a predicted model, not a curated record